Molecule: messenger RNA, 1711 nt
Organism: Zeugodacus cucurbitae (melon fly)
Lineage: Eukaryota; Metazoa; Arthropoda; Insecta; Diptera; Tephritidae
Exons: 2
Coding region: 539-1264 (241 amino acids)
Biological process (GO): DNA integration
Molecular function (GO): nucleic acid binding
Source: RefSeq, a predicted model, not a curated record
AACGUAGAAAAUAUACACACAAACAGUGAAACGCAAUUCGGUAAGUACAGUGAGUCCUACAAUAAACGAAACUAGUGUGCUAAAAAGAUCUGUACGACAAAAAGUUUUAUAAAGUUUACGGUGGCAUUUACUGAUUUAGUGCCGGUAUAGUGCACCGCGGAAAUUACAGUUUCUAGUGCCGAUAUAUUAAAGUGCCGGAAUAGAGGUUCAUUACAGUAGAAGGAACCGUAAAUAAGCUUGUGCCGUUCAAGACAAAAUAAAAAACAAAGUGACAUAGUGAAAUUUGUUCCUGUUAGUCAGCAUAGAUUCACUGCUGCUUCAUCGCUUCAACACUGCCGGACAACACUGCUGCUGCCGGCAAACUUCGCUCCCGCUGCGCCAACGUCAUCAUCUGCUGCUACGUCAACGCUGCUACAUCUCUGCUUCGUGGGACGUCGACGAAUUCACUUCGAGGGAAUGAGCUGCCGCUGCGUCCUCUGUCAAAGGGAAGUAAGCGCAGGCAAAACGCCUACGCACCAGGUUCAUUGGACGCCGAGGAAUGCCGACGAAGAUAUUCAGCGACAACGCCACCAAUUUCGUCGGCGCCGACCGCAAGCUGCGCGAGCUGACAGAAGCAUUUCUGGCCCAGGCUCCAGAAUUGAAGAGAUUCGCCGCAGACGAAGGGUUCAAGUUCAUCUUUAUACCACCGAGGGCGCCGCACUUCGGAGGAUUAUGGGAAGCCGCGGUGAAGUCCGCCAAGCACCACAUCGUUCGCGUAACAGGCAACGCGCUACUCACCGCAGAGGAGCUAGCAACACUGUUGGCCGAAGUGGAGGCCAUACUCAACUCUCGGCCCCUAACACCGUUGAGCCAGGACCCCAACGACGGCGAAGCGUUCACCCCAGCGCAUCUACUGAUUGGGUGCUCCCUGCGAGCACUACCCCCAGAGAAGGUGCCAGUGGACCCAGUUCGUUGUUGCGAGAGAUGGCAACUUGUUUGCUGUCUCAAGCAACAGUUUUGGCGACAGUGGUCCAAAGUAUAUCUGACGGGCCUUCAGGAGCGGAACAAGUGGCUGCACCCCACACGCAACAUGCAGCUCAACGACCUCGUACUCGUCCACGAGGACAACGUGCCACCACAGCAGUGGGUCCUCGGACGCGUCGUCGCAACCGUCGAAGGGCAAGACGGCAAGGUGCGAGUCGCAGACGUGGCAACGAAGACGGGCACAAUUAAGCGCCCCAUCCACAAACUGGCCUUGCUUCCAAUGGAUGUUGAAGGAACCUGAUCCUGUCAAGGUGGCCGGUGUUGCGUCAAGCGACAUAAAUAUACAAUUGUAAAAACCUAAAACUUAAAAUAAGAAAAUGAAUUGUAAAAGAAAUAUUAAACAAUUGAAUUUAUAUACCUUAAAUUAUAAAAUUUACAUACUUACCCUAAUAAUGAAUUUAUAACACUAAUCUUUUACUUACCUUAAUACUAACUUUAGAAUAAUCUAGUACAAUGUUUAACGAAAGAUAAUUAUACUUACCCCUUUUGUAACACAUACUUACAUUACCACUAGUUUAAGCCGUUAUUUUUAGUUUAGGCUACGUGAGCCUAUUAUAUGAAAUAAAUCUACCUCUUUGAAUUGAACCGUGAAACCGCAAGCACGCGUUUUUAUUUGUCGGCUAAUUAAUUUUUCGUUUAAUACAGGCAAUUUGGUUAUUUUUAAUUUUAAUCGCGCACCCCCUUAACU